AUGAUGUCCUACAUAAAGCAACCUCACUACGCAGUGAACGGGUUAACGCUCUCCGGGCCGGGAAUGGAUCUCCUCCACUCAGCCGUUGGCUACCCAGCCACCCCUCGUAAGCAACGCCGGGAACGCACCACCUUCACCCGCACACAACUGGACAUCCUAGAAGCACUCUUCACCAAGACCCGCUACCCAGACAUCUUCAUGAGAGAGGAGGUGGCCCUCAAAAUCAACCUGCCUGAGUCCAGAGUUCAGGUGUGGUUCAAGAACCGCAGGGCAAAGUGUCGUCAGCAGCAGCAGCAAUCCAGUGGCCAGCCCAAGCCCCGCCCACCCAAGAAGAAGUCCUCCCCUCCCCAGGAGCUGACCUCCGACCCCGGCGCCAACGCCCAGGUGGCCCCGCCGCCCGUGCCCGCCGUCGUGCCCAGCGUGAACGCGGGCGCGGCGGCGGUGUCCGUGUGGAGCCCCACCUCGCUGUCCCCGCUGUCCGACCCGCUGUGCAGCUCCACCACGCCGUGCAUGCAGCGGCCGGCGCCCUACCCCAUGAGCUACGGCCAGCCCACCGCCUACGGCCAGGGCUACGGCUCCUCGCCGUACUUCAGCGGCCUCGACUGCAGCCCCUACCUGUCCCCCAUGACCUCCCAGCUGUCCAGCGGCGGCGGCGGCGCGCUCAGCCCCCUCACCGUGCCCUCCAUGAGCGGCUCGCUCAGCCAGUCGCCGUCGCUCUCCUCCCAGGGCUACGGCGCCUCCUCGCUGGGCUUCAGCUCCGUCGACUGCCUGGACUACAAGGACCAGCAGGCCUGGAAACUCAACUUCAGCACCGUGGACUGCCUGGACCACAAGUUUCAGGUGCUGUAG
This is a messenger RNA of Sardina pilchardus (European sardine), 849 nucleotides long. RefSeq names its product cone-rod homeobox (gene crx). Gene Ontology annotation, biological process: multicellular organism development; regulation of transcription by RNA polymerase II. Gene Ontology annotation, molecular function: DNA-binding transcription factor activity, RNA polymerase II-specific; RNA polymerase II cis-regulatory region sequence-specific DNA binding. The transcript is spliced from 3 exons. Gene Ontology annotation, cellular component: nucleus. The record is from RefSeq and is a predicted model, not a curated record. Bases 1 to 849 code for a protein of 282 amino acids. Lineage: Eukaryota; Metazoa; Chordata; Actinopteri; Clupeiformes; Clupeidae.